UCAAACCAAGUUGCAUGUGAAUCCCCAUGCAUGUCUGCAUGUGUAUUGUGAUUAUCCGGCAUAGAAUGAUAGAUUAUUAAAGAUAGGUGGCUUCAUCAAGGAAACAUUCAUGAUUCAUGUAUGCAUGUUCUUCGAAAGGAACCAAAAGAGGUGAAAAGUGGAAAACUCGUGAAGGAUAGACGACGUAGAUUAUCUAACCUCUGUUUGAUGGCUGUAAGCUGUGGUGACAGGCAAACAAGAUGGCUACUGUUGUCACUGCUGUGCAUUUACCGAGAAAAUAUUUCCGGGCCCAAGUGAGGAAAGAGAAACGAAAGAAGAAAAGGCAAGCAGCUGCUCAGCUUCGGGAUGCUCAGAGAACAGCCAAUGAGAGUGAAGAUGAUGAUAAUCAAGACGUAGAGGAGAUUGAAGUGGAAACAGAACAAGGACAAGGUGAACAGGAUGAAGAGAGAACCAGCCUUCAAGCCAAGGCUGCAUGGUUGGAGAGGGAGAGUUUAGCGCAGGCCGAGUUUGAGAAACAACGGAAGAUUGCUGAGGCUAUUAAACAGAAGGAGAUGGAAGAACGGAAACUUAUCCAAAAAGAAUGGGAGGAGCAACAGAAAAAGGAAAAUGAAGAGAAGGAGAAGAAGGAUCAAGAGCUAGAGAGUGUGCUUCAGCAGCUGGACCACGAACUGGGAAACAAGAAGGAGUCUUCCAAAGGAUCUAAAGAAUGGCGUAAUCCAGAGGCCCCUGCUUCCAGUCAGCCGGCCUCGAACCAACCUGGACGAGCAGAGAAGAAAGAAGAGAUAUGCUCGUUCUUCUUGAAGACCGGUGCGUGCAGAUUCAAGGAGAGAUGUUCGCGGACACACCCCUAUCCGGAGCAAGGCACCACCCUCAUGAUACCCGGGAUGUAUACAAACUUUGGUCUCGGUCCCGACUUCAAGGAUGAGUACGAUGCCGACGUUGGUUUGGAAUGUGAUGAGGAGUCGGCCUACCUAAACUUUCAUGAGUUCUACGAGGAUGUCCUACCCGAGUUCAGGGAGUAUGGAGAGGUUGUGCAGUUGAAGGUAUGUCGUAACUGGGAGCCCCAUCUUCGAGGGAAUGUGUAUGUCCAGUAUCGUAGUGAGGAGGAGGCUGCUAAGGCCGCUCAGGUCUUCGCUGGGCGUUUCUACGGCGGGAAGCAGCUUGAUCCACGAUACUGCCCUGUCAGCAGAUGGAAACCAGCAAUAUGCGGUCUCUUCCAUCGGGACAAGUGUCCCAGGGGAAAGCACUGUAACUUCCUUCACGUGUUCCACAAUCCUAGAGGUGAAUUCUCGGAUGCCGAUCAAGACCGUCCUCCCAGAACACCACGUCAUUGCCAUGACGACCAGAGGAGGAGGAGAGAUCGGCAGGCCAGGGAGUUCAGGCAACGCUCCAGAAGUAGAAGUAGGAGUAGGUUGGAUUACAGACGCUCAAGAAGACGCUCGCGAAGCAGGAGUAGGGAAAGAAGCAGCAGGCGUUUCUCACAAAGGCGCAGCAGAAGCAGGGAGAGGGUUAACAGGAGAAGUCGAAGUAGGGAUAGAAGUAACAGGAGUAGAAGCAGAGAGAGGACAAGGAGAAGGAGUAGCAGCCUGGACAGGAAUAGCAGAAGAAUGAGGGACCAGAGACGAGAUCGUAGCAGAAGCAGCAGCGGAGAGGAUAGUGACGGAAGAAGUAGAAGUGGAAGUAGAGAGAGGCAGUUGCCUGAUAGUAGCUCAAGAAAAACCAAAGAUAGGAAGUAUGAUCACACUAGAAGCAGAAGUAGAAGUAGGGAGAGAAAAAGGAAGAGGAGAAGCUCUAGUUUAGAGGAUAAUGACGUCAGGUCAAAGGUUAAGAAAGAAAGGAGGAGUCGAAGUAGGAGUAGGGAGAGGACAACUGAUAGAGGUAGGAGUAGAAUUAAGGAGAGAGGAAAGAAGCAAAGAAGCUCCAGUGUUGAGCAGGACAGUGGUGAAUCUGAAAGUCAUUCGGGUAGUGAUCGUGAGCCUAGCCAACCCAAACUGAGCAAACCUCUGAAUUCGAAUGGCUUAGGAAAGGUAGAAGGUUCUCCUCGACAAGAUCUCAAAGAUGACGGAUUGAUUGAGAGUCAAUCUUUCAAAGAUGAGGAAAAGUACGAUGUAUCAAACGAUAAGUCUUUGCCUACUGACGGUAAACUGACAUCAGCAGGCCAUAGGAAAAAGAAGGCCAAAUCAAAGAACAAAUCAAGGCACAAACGACACUCGUCAUCAGAGCGGAAGAAAAAGAGGAGAAGGCAUCAGAAAAGCGAAAGUUCAAAUUCAAGCUCUGUCGAGGAAGGAGAGAAAGAAGAUUUGACAUUGAAAGAAAAGGAAAUGAGAGAAAGAAUACAGAAGAGACAUCAAUCAGUGGUGAACCCUAAGGCUUGUGACAUUGAGACUGGAGAAGGUCAGAGUAAUGACUCGUCAGAUGAUGAAGCCUUGAGACUUGCAGCUAUGAGAACAAUGGGACAAAAGAAAUUAAACAGGUGACCUUGAGUAAGCUGACCUUCAGUUAUGAGAACAAUGGGUCAUAGUAAAUUAAACUGGCGACCUUGGGUGAGCUGACCUUCAGUUAUGAGAACAAUGGGUCAUCAUAAAUUAAACAGGUGACCUUGAGUGAGCUGACCUUCAGUUAUGAGACCAAUGGGUCAUAGUAAAUUCAACAGGUGACCUUGAUUAAGCUGACCUUCAUCUAUUAAAGAGAACAGUAGGACAAAAGAAAUUAAACAGGUGACCUUUAGUUACAUGACUAUCAACUGUGAGAAAUAUUUGUCAAAGGAAAUGAAACUUGUGACCUUGCAUUUUUUUGCAAGGUCCCCUCCCAUUUGCCCUGUAUAAUAAAAACUUCAAAGAUUUAUAUUUUCUGUUAAGAAAAUUUUCGAUCAUACUUUCACCCCAAAUAAAAUUAUUGCAAAAAAGUUUUGAUACAACCCCUGUAUGAAACAAGUCUAUUCUGUCAUCACCAACUGACAAUGAAAGUUUAUGAAAAAUUCUAUACAGAGUAAAUUAAAAAGGAGCUCGCGAGAUACGUCACAGAUUGCAAUUUUUUUUCCCCCCUGAUGACAAC
This is a messenger RNA of Strongylocentrotus purpuratus (purple sea urchin), 3054 nucleotides long. It is a transcript of the gene zrsr2, whose product is annotated as U2 small nuclear ribonucleoprotein auxiliary factor 35 kDa subunit-related protein 2. Gene Ontology annotation, biological process: mRNA splicing, via spliceosome. Gene Ontology annotation, molecular function: metal ion binding; pre-mRNA 3'-splice site binding. NCBI's taxonomy places the organism in Eukaryota, Metazoa, Echinodermata, Echinoidea, Camarodonta, Strongylocentrotidae. The coding region runs from base 240 to 2477 and encodes 745 amino acids. Gene Ontology annotation, cellular component: U2AF complex; spliceosomal complex. The record is from RefSeq and is a predicted model, not a curated record. The transcript has 11 exons.